Punica granatum (pomegranate) is the source of this 3797-nucleotide messenger RNA. The record is from RefSeq and is a predicted model, not a curated record. NCBI's taxonomy places the organism in Eukaryota, Viridiplantae, Streptophyta, Magnoliopsida, Myrtales, Lythraceae.
UAGAUUAGAGAGCAGGACAAGCCCAAAGGUUCAAGGAGGGUUUAAGAAGAAGAAGAAGAAGAAGAAGGCGGCCCCUUCCCCCAGUUCUUCAUCACCGUCACGCAGACACUUCCUUCCUCUCUUUCUAUGAAUUCCAUUGUCUCUGUAAAUAACUUCGUCAUCAGUCCCUCCUCUCCUUACAGUUUGAUUCUGUUUCCCAUUUGAUGUCCCCCACUAAAGCCCCCAUAGUCUAUUCUCAUCUCAAUCCAGGACCUGGGAAACCGAGCAUCCUGUGCGGGAAACCAUCGAGGCUUUCCACAGUUAUGUGGAGAAACAUAGCCAAGCAGCUAACUUCAAGAACUUCGAGGUACUUCCGCGGUGUCGGCGUGCGCGGCUUCUUGGGGCUACCCCAAGAGUCGGCUGUGCCUGAUAAGUUUAGUUUCAAGCUCAAGCCGUUCGACUCCUGCCCGGUAUCAACUUCGGGUCUUUACGAGGCGGGUGGUCGUCGAAAUGGUGAAAUCCUGUCAAAUGAGGAUCCUUUAAUCGGGAGGCCCAGCUGCUUCCACCUUGGGCUUGGUGGGUUUUGCCCCAAGGGGUACGCAAGUGUGGCCGAGGCGGUGGUCUCUUCAACUGAUGUUGAAGAGGAUUUGCCGACCACCGAGGAGGUUCAGGAACUGUUGGAGGAGCUGAAUAGGGCGGAGCAGAAGGAGAGACAGACCAUUCGGAGAAGGCACCGAGAAAUAGAAAGGGGAAUUGCGUCGAAGAAAUAUCAUAUGCUGAAGCGAAGGCAGGUGAAGAUUGAGAGUGAGGCGUGGGAACAGGCAGCUAAGGAGUAUAUGGAGCUUCUGUCUGAUAUGUGUGAGCAGAAGUUGGCCCCCAACUUGCCUUAUAUGAAGUCUUUGUUCUUGGGUUGGUUUGAGCCAUUGUGCAAAGCUAUUGCCGAUGAGCAGGAGAUGUAUAGGUUGGGGAAGAAUAAGAUGGGUCAUGCUCGGUAUUUCGAUCAAUUGCCUGCAGAUAUGAUGUCAGUGAUCACUAUGCAUAAGUUGAUGGGACUAUUGAUGACCGGAGGGGAACAUGGUGUUGCUAGGGUUAUUCAGGCAGCCUGUACCAUCGGCGAUGCAAUUGAGCAGGAGGUUAGAAUAAACAGGUUCUUGGAAAAAACAAAGAGGAAGAAGGGGAAAAAGGUAGAUGAAGGUGAAGGAGCCGAAGCUGGUCCUGUAUCUCUGGAACAAGACAAGUUGAGGAGAAGAGUUACUACUUUGAUAAAGCAAAAGAAGCUUCCAGCAGUGAAGCAGCUAGUGAACAGGCAUGAUGAUUCUAGACCUUGGGGCCAGGAUAUUAAAGCGAAGGUUGGAAGUCGUCUGAUCGAUUUGUUGAUUCAAACAGCUUACAUUCAAUCCCCGGCUGAUCAACCAGCAGAUAAUCCGCCUGAUGUUCGUCCUGCAUUUUCUCACACAUUCAGAACUAUUAGAAAAGAUGCAAAGUGUGACGGAAGAAGAUACGGUAUUAUCCAAUGCGACCCACUGGUUCUCAAAGGCUUGGAGAAAACGGCGAGACAUAUGGUGAUCCCUUAUAUGCCUAUGUUAGUGCCCCCAGUAAAGUGGACAGGUUAUGACAAAGGAGCAUACUUCUUUUUACCUUCCACUGUCAUGAGGACUCAUGGUGUUAAACAACAACGUGAAGCUGUUAAGAGGGCCCCAGGGAAGCAACUAGAGCCAGUUUUUCAGGCUUUGAAUACACUCGGGACAACUAAAUGGAGAAUAAAUAGAAGAAUACUGGGCGUUGUGGAUAGAAUAUGGACUAAUGGAGGCCGCCUUGCUGAUUUGGUGGACCGAGAUGACAUACCAUUGCCUGAAAAGCCAGAUACGGAAGAUGAAGUACAACUUAAAAAAUGGAAGUGGAAAGUCAAAAAUGUCAAGAAAGAAAACAGGGAGAGGCAUUCACAGCGUUGCGAUAUAGAGCUUAAAGUUGCUGUGGCUAGAAAAAUGAAGGAUGAAGAGGGUUUCUACUACCCACACAACCUUGAUUUCAGAGGCCGUGCAUAUCCCAUGCACCCUUACUUGAACCAUCUUGGUUCUGAUUUAUGUCGUGGCAUUUUAGAAUUUGCAGAGGGCCGCCCCUUGGGGCAGUCUGGGUUACGCUGGCUUAAGAUACAUUUGGCGAAUUUAUUUGCGAAUGGGGUGGACAAGCUAUCUCAUGAGGCAAGAUUAGCAUUCACAGAGAAUCACUUGGACGAUAUUUUUGAUUGUGCUGACCGACCACUAGAAGGCAAUCGAUGGUGGUUAAAUGCAGAAGAUCCAUUCCAAUGCUUGGCUGUUUGCAUUAAUCUAACUGAAGCUCUGAGGAGCUCAUCCCCGGAGACUUUUGUGUCACAUAUUCCUGUCCAUCAGGAUGGUUCAUGUAAUGGAUUGCAACACUAUGCUGCUCUUGGAAGAGAUAAGUUGGGUGCUACUGCGGUGAAUCUGGUUGCAGGAGAAAAGCCUGCAGAUGUGUACUCAGGAAUAGCUUCUAGAGUUCUAGAUAUUAUGCGGAGCGAUGCACAAAAGGAUCCUGCAAUUUUCCAGGAUGCAGUACAUGCAAAGAUGUUAGUGAAUCAGGUAGACAGGAAACUGGUGAAGCAGACAGUUAUGACAUCUGUGUAUGGAGUCACUUAUAUUGGUGCUCGGGAGCAGAUCAAGAGAAGAUUGAAGGAACGUGGGGCCAUUUCCGAUGAUACGGAGCUAUUUCGGGCAUCUUGUUAUGCUGCUAAGGUUACCUUAACUGCCUUAGGUGAGAUGUUUGAAGCUGCACGGGAUAUCAUGAGCUGGCUGGGAGAAUGUGCGAGGAUAAUUGCAGCUGAAAAUCAACUGGUUCAGUGGACAACUCCGCUUGGGCUCCCUGUGGUGCAACCUUACCGUAGGCUGGGAAGACAUCUUGUGAAAACUUCUCUUCAGAUUCUGACAUUGCAACGGGAAACCGGAAAGGUCAUGGUCAAGCGGCAGAGAACGGCUUUUCCCCCGAAUUUUGUCCACUCCCUCGAUGGGUCCCACAUGAUGAUGACUGCUGUUGCCUGCAAGAAGGCGGGGAUGAGUUUUGCAGGAGUUCACGAUUCAUACUGGACUCAUGCUUGUGAUGUGGAUAAGAUGAAUCAGAUAUUGAGAGAGAAAUUUGUGGAACUCUAUGAGACCCCUAUCCUUGAAAACUUGCUGGAGAGCUUCCAGCAGUCAUUCCCUACGUUGAACUUUCCUCCCUUACCUGAACGCGGAGAUUUUGACCUACGAGAUGUACUGGAUUCGCCUUAUUUCUUCAAUUAAUGGGGUCAAGUUACAUAACCUUUGUGCUUUCUGCUUCUUCAUGCGAUGUUUCUUGCAUGAUUUAUUUUGCAUGGAACUGAACAGAAGGCAAUACGUACCAAGUAAUUGCUUGGAACAACUUCCCUGCUGAAGGCAUUUCCCUGAAGAGUCACGUGGGCUUCAGUUCUCUUGACACCAUUUGUAUAGGCUGCUCAACAUUGGUUUUUGAGACGAGAAUGCUUCGAGGCCUCGAGAAUCUUAGUGAAUGAAUGGGCAUGCUACUGUAGAGACUGGUGAUCCAAGUCAUGCCCAGCUAGGAGGACAUGGAGGCUAGAAUUCCAUCUUUUUGGAGACGUGAAACACUGAAAAUUGGGUUUUGCGCGAUGAAGCAUAAGUGGCAGCUUGCUUCAUGAUAUGUGUUUAUAUACCUCUUAUAAUGUGUAAUCUGUGUACAGAGUAGAACUGAAAAGGUAGAAACUUGGAGCUUAUGAUACGAGGACGCGGGUUUCUCGUGCAUAUUUCAUUAGUUGGCAAGGAAGUUCAAAA